AUGUGCGCAACUAGCGUAAGCGCGCCAGGCGCAUGUGUGGUGGCGGCAAGUGUGAGCACGGGAGCAGUGGGGCGCGACAGCGUGCAGGGCUCGCAAGGCAGCGUGCGGGGCUCGCACGGCAGCGAGCUUGUCGUGCGCAUGGGAGAAGAGGAGGAGGAGGAGGAGGAGGAGGAGGAGGAGGAGGAGGAGGAGGAGGAGGAGGAGGAGGAGGAGGAGGAGGAGGAGGAGGAGGAGGAGGAGGAGGAGGGGGGGGGGGGGGGGGGAGGAGGAGGAGGGGGGGGGGAGGGGGGUGGAGGAGGAGGAGGAGGAGGAGGAGGAGGAGGAGGAGGAGGAGGAGGAGGAGGAGGAGGAGGAGGAGGAGGAGGAGGGGGGGGGAGGAGGAGGAGGAGGGGGAGAAGUUGA
Molecule: messenger RNA, 402 nt
Organism: Closterium sp. Naga37s-1
Lineage: Eukaryota; Viridiplantae; Streptophyta; Zygnematophyceae; Desmidiales; Closteriaceae
Source: the annotation of a GenBank genome assembly